This is a messenger RNA of Loxodonta africana (African savanna elephant), 8886 nucleotides long. Its product is annotated as KIAA0232 ortholog. The transcript is spliced from 9 exons. The coding region runs from base 2981 to 7180 and encodes 1399 amino acids. NCBI's taxonomy places the organism in Eukaryota, Metazoa, Chordata, Mammalia, Proboscidea, Elephantidae. The record is from RefSeq and is a predicted model, not a curated record.
AUUAGGUGUAUGACAUUUCUGAAAUCUAAUUUGUCAGAUAUUCAUGUAACCACCACAGCUUUCUUUUCAUUAGCGUCAGCAUGGUAUAUAUAUAUUUUUCAUCCUUUUACAUUUAACUUUUUUGUGUCUUUAUCUUUAAAGUGAAUUUUUUGUAGGCAGCGUAUAAUUGGGUUUUGUUGUUUUAAAACUCAGUUUGAUUAUCUCUGCCUUUCAGUUGGGAGUGUUUAGACCAUUUACAUUUGUUUAGAUUUAGGAUUAAAUCUUUAACGUUUUGGUGUUUGUUUUCUUUGUUACAUGUGUUCUAAGUUCCCUUUUUCCUUUAACCUAUUGGAUUUUUUUUUUAAUUCCAUUUUAUCUCCAUUGCUGUUGUAUUAGUUAUAACCCUAUAACUAGCAUUUUAUAGCAUAUAUCUUUAUCUUAUCACAGUUCACCUUCAAGUGAUAAUACACCAUUUCACUUAGAAUAUACCCGUUGCCAUCAAGUCAAUUCUAACUCAUGGUGACCCUCUAGGACAAAGUAGAACUGCCCCAUAGAUUUCCAAGGCUGUCAUCUUUACAAAAGCAGACUGCCACAUCUUUCUCCUGUGGGGUGGCUGGUGGGUUCGAACCACCAACCUUUCGGUUAGCUGAUGAGUGCUUCACCGCUACUUCAGUAGGGUUUUCAAUUAUAAAUACCUCAUAAUAGUGUUCUUCCAUCUCUCGACUCACAGCCUUUUUUCUGUUGUUUUCGUGCUUUUAAGUAUACAUAUGUUAUAAGCCUCACAAUGCAUGGUUACUGUUUUUGUAUAAACAGUUAUCUUUUAAAGAUAUUUAAACAAUAAGAAAACAGCUGUACAUGUUUACUGCUUUUGGUGUUCUUUGGACCUUGGGUGCAUCCCCAUUUCCUCCUGAGAUGUUUUCUUCUGCCUGAAGGAGCUCACUUAAGUUUCUUGUAGGGCAGGUCUGCUGUUGAUGAGUUCUUUCCGCUUUUGCGUGUCUGAAGAAGUCUUUGUUUCACCUUUGUUUUGAGUAGUAUUUUUGCUCUCUGUAGAAUUCUAGGAUGACGGUUUUUUUUUUUUUUGUUUUUAGUGCUUUAAAGUUGUUGCUCCAUCGUCUUCUCACUUUCAUGGUUCCUGACAAGAGAUCUGAUGUCGUUCUUAUCUUUGUUCCUCUCUAUUUUAGUGUCCCCCGCCCCCACCCCUGCUACUUUAAGAUGUUUCUCUUUAUCACCGGUUUUGAACAUUUUUUUUCUCUCUUUCUUUUGUAGUAGAAACAUACAUACCUAGACGUCUGCCAACAAAACAACUUUCACAUUUACAGCUCAGUGACCUUGAUGACAUCUUUCACGUUGUGCCACCAUUUGUGUGUCCUCAUUCAAAACGAGCAGUUUUACUGUGGUGUGCCUGGGUGUUGUUGACUUUGUGUGUCCUCAUCCAGAAUGAGCAGUGUUACUGUGGUGUGCCUGGGUGUCGUUCACAUUGUGUGUCCUCGUCCAGAAUGAGCAGUGUUACUGUGGUGUGCCUGGGUGUCGUUCACAUUGUGUGUCCUCGUCCAGAAUGAGCAGUGUUACUGUGGUGUGCCUGGGUGUCGUUCACUUUGUGUGUCCUCAUCCAGAAUGAGCAGUGUUACUGUGGUGUGCCUGGGUGUCGUUCACUUUGUGUGUCCUCAUCCAGAAAGAGCAGUGUUACUGUGGUGUGCCUCGGUGUUCAUUUUGUGUGUCCUGUGCUUAGAGUUCAUGGAGCUUCUUGGAUCUGUAGAUUUUAGUUUUCAUCAGUUUUGGAAAGUUUCAGCCAUUUUUUUUCUUUCUUUUUUUCCUCUGUUCCCUCUUCUUUCUCCUCUUAGACUCACUUCAGAUUGUUUAAAGUUGACCCAGGUCGUUUUGUCAAGUUCACGUCCUCUAAACUCCAUCUGAUGUCUAACACUUCUCUCUGACAUCCUUGAUCUGCGUCAAGGAGCUCCUUUCUGACCACAAAGCCCCGGGGAUGAACUUCCAUUCCCUUUGUGCCCCUACUUCUCUCCAGAUCUCGUAAACUCAGCUCAUUCAUUUCUCUUCUUAAACUCCUUUAGACAGAUUUUCUGGUUUUUUACAUCCCAGAGUGGCAUAAGAUGGUUUCUACACACAUCAGUGGGUGGUCCGUGUUUGUCUGGGGCAGGCUCUCAGCUUUCCUUGGUUCUCAGGGGUGCAUCAUUCUCCACAGGAUAAAGGGCGACUUCCACAGGGCAUCCCUCCAUGAGGGGUUUUGUUUUAGUCUCUGCUCAGCACGUCCUGUGGGGCUGGUUUUGUCUUCAGACACUUGGACUGUUAGCUUUUGUUUUGCGCUCCCAUGUGACAGUCCUUUAGGUGUUUGAGGACAGCGGCCAUCUCCCCCAGGUCGCUCCUUCAGCUGCCCUGCAGCCACUGCUCCGUCACUUCACCAUCCCGUGCUCCCCGCUAACCAGUGUGAUCAGUUGACCUGCUUCAAGUAACACCCGGAAUCGAGCAUACCAUUUCUUGGCAAUCAACACCCCAGCACCGAAACAGAUUAAACGGUCACCUGGAAAAUUGCUGAGAGUUAUAGAACAUCUUUGCUUUGAUUUAUCUAAUUUCCAUAAUUCAGAAAAGAUAGGAAGGUAGAGAGGAUUUUUGAAAAUAGCAGAAUAUCUAUUGUAGUUGCUGUCGAGGUGGCUCUGGCUCACGGCGGCUUGGCGCACCGCGGAGUGAGACAUCGCCGGUCCUGUGCCGUCUUCACAGCUGUCGGUUCUGCCAGAGACACUGCUUGACCUCGAUGUGAAGUUAAAGGAGGAAUCACACUCACCUGCAUGCUGCUCUCGGGAUGGUGACCCACUGGCCCUGCCUGAAAAGGGACAUCCUGCUCUAGAUGCCGACUGCCGGCAAAAACACAGGCCCCUCCUGGAUGCCAGGUAGCUCACUCUCCCCCUGGAGUGAAGGCCCCUCCAGACUCCACGGGAACGUCCGCUGCAGAAGAUGCUUUGUGCCGUACUGCUGACAGCAGCCUAAGCCCAUGCGCCCCGUCCUCACCGUCGUCGUGGCUGGUCUGCCACCUGGAGGCGCCUCCAGCUCUCACCCAGGCCCCGGGUCUGUCUCGGAAAUGUCUCUGCUUCACGCCUUGGGUCCCGUGCAGACCUGGCUGGGACAGGAGCUCGAGAAGUGUGGCAUCGACGCUGUGAUUUACACUCGGUAUGUCCUCAGUCUGCUGCUUCAGGACAGCUAUGACUACGACCUGCAGGAACAGGAGAAUGACAUCUUCCUGGGCUGGGAGAAAGGAGCUUACAAGAAAUGGGGAAAGAGCAAGAAAAAGUGUUCAGACCUAACUCUGGAAGAAAUGAAAAAGCAGGCUGCUGUCCAGUGUCUUCGAUCUGCAUCUGAUGAGAGCUCGGGCAUCGAGACUCUAGUGGAGGAGCUGUGCUCCAGGCUGAGGGACCUGCAGAGUGAGCAAGAAGAGAAGAUUCACAAGAAGCUGGAGGGGUCCCCCUCCCCGGAGGCAGAAACGUCCCCCACAGCGAGGGAUCAGGUGGAAAUGUACUACGAAGCAUUUCCACCACUUUCUGAGAAACCAGUUUGCCUGCAAGAAAUCAUGACCGUGUGGAACAAGUCCAAAGUCUGUUCUCACUCUAGCUCUUCUUCAUCAUCCACAGCCCCACCAGCCAGCACGGACACGUCCUCUCCCAAGGAUGGCCACAGUGAGAGUGAGGCCGCCAGGGAAAGGGGCAGGGGAGCACCCUGCAGCGCACAUGAGACGGCCCCAGGCAGGAGUUGGAGCGAGAAGGAGAGCAAGCUCAGCAGCGGCAUGCCUGAAGAGCUGCCCGCAUCCUACAAGAAGCAGGCCCGGCACAGGCCAGAGGGGAAGGCCCGCCCUCGCUCCUGGUCUUCGGGCUCCAGUGAGGCUGGCUCAAGCUCCAGUGGCACCCAGGGAGAGCCGAGGGUGCCCACCAAGUGUGUCAAAGUGAGGCACAGGGCACGGGAGGCACGAAACAAGAAGGGACGCAGCGGGCAGAGCCGGUUUCCGGCAAAGAGUGGCGAGAAGGCAGAGAGAGGCGUCCGCACUGGGAGCAGCAGCAGCAGCGGUGGGGGUUCCAUCAAGCAGCUGUGCAAACGGGGGAAGAGGCCGCUCAAGGAGCCGGGGAGGAGAGACUCUGGUGGCACAGAAGGAAAGGACCUGUGUGUGGAGAGCAGGAGUGACAGGGAGUACAAAGAGGAGCCACUGUGGUAUACCGAGCCCAUUGCCGAGUACUUCAUUCCCUCGAGCAGAAAGAGCAAGCUGGAGACCACGUACCGCCACAGGCCGGAGCUGAGUGCGCUGACGCCGGAAGCCGGCGGGGAGCUGUCAGAAGCAGUGCAUGGCCUGUGUGUCAGCAGCAGCACCCACAAAACAUACCUCACGGCAGGCACCUUCAUCGAUGGUCAUUUUGUAGAAAUGCCUGCAGUUGGUGAGGCUGCUGACCUCCCUGGGACCUCGUUCUGUUCUCCGCCGGAGGACAACAAAUACCUGGAUGACAUUCAUCUGUCAGAACUCACACACUUCUAUGAAGUGGAUAUCGAUCAAUCCAUGUUGGAUCCUGGUGCCUCAGAAACAGUGCGAGGAGAAAGUCGGAUCUUGAACUUGAUUCGGCAGAAAGGCAGUGAGAGGACGGGUUUUGAGGCAGAAUGUUGCAUAGUGUUAGAUGGGAUGGAGUUGCAAGGGGAGCGUGCAAUAUGGACAGACCCCGCCAGCGCGGGGGGUGCCGAGGGCCUGCUGCUGCAGGCAGGCGCUGGGAACCUGGCUCAGUUCUGGGACGGCUGCUCGUCCAGCUCUGGCGACGCCGACGCCGAGAGCUUUGGGGGAGACUCUCCCAUCCGGCUCUCCCCGCUCUUGGAUGGCGCGAUGCAUAACUCAGACUUGCUGACCGGCAAUCACGAGCUCUUUUCAGACGUUCAUGAAGGAUCUAGUGUCAACUCCUGUUUUUCAGUGUUUGAAGUGCAAUGCAGUGAUUCUGUUCUACCCUUUUCUUUUGAAACACUCAACUUGGGAAACGAAGAUACAGAUUUUAGUGGUAAUGUGCUUGGGAAAACACAAUCUAGAUUGCUAAUAUGGACCAAAAAUAGUGCCUUUGAAGAAAACGAACACUGUUCCAAUCUUUCAACGAGAACGUGUAGUCCCUGGUCCCAUUCAGAAGAGACACGUUCAGACAAUGAGACGCUAAGUGUCCAGUUUGAAGAGUCCACGCAGUUUAGUGCAGAGGAUAUUAAUUAUGUCGUCCCUAGAGUCUCGUCAAAUUACGUAGAUGAAGAACUCCUAGAUUUUUUGCGAGGUGAAGCUUGCCAGCAAAACAGUAGAACUUUGGGAGAAAUUCCUACAGUACUUUUCAAAAAGAAAUCUAAAUUAGAAUCUGUCUGCGGAAUUCAGUUAGAACACAAACCGGAAGGCAGAGACUUUGAGACUGCACAUGUGUGUGGCGGAGGCAGCCCACCUGGGGACAGCUACCACUCAGGGGCCAUGAAGGGUAUCUGGACACACGUGGCGGGGGGAAACCCAGUGGCCACGCUGGACACAGAAAAGAUGGACGGUGAGCCGUUCUCUGCAGACGUAAAUAGCUACUGCUGCUGUCUAGACGCUGAGGCAGAAACCGAAGCCCUCCAGGAAGCCAGCAAGGCCGUGCAGAGGUCGGAGUACCGUCUGUGGGAGGGGCAGAAGGGGGGCCUGGAGAAACGCGCGUUUGUCCCCAGCGAGCCAGCAGAGGUGGACGGGGGUGACUACACAAUGCCCUCGAGGCCAUGGGAUGCGGUCCAGGAGAAGGAGAGUGCCUUCAUCCUGGGGGGCGUCUAUGGGGAGCUCAAGACCUUCAGCAGUGAGGGGGAGUGGGCCGUGGUGCCGCCUGGCCCCUCCAGGGGCAGCCUGCUGCAGUGUGCCGCCUCUGAUGUUGUGACCAUUGCUGGCACUGAUGUCUUCAUGACGCCCGGAAACAGCUUUGCUCCAGGCCACAGGCAGCUGUGGAGGCCCUUGGUGUCCUUUGAACAGAACGACCCUCCCAAGAGCAGGGAGAGUGGGUGGAAUAAGGGGUUUUCUUUCAUCUUCCAUGAAGACUUGCUGGGUGCGUGUGGCAACUUUCCAGUUGAGGACCCUGGGCUGGAGUGUCCAUUCUCCUCCUUGGGCCUGAGCAGUCCGCUCUCACAGGUCCUCCACGUCGAGUGCUCCUUUGAGCCCGAAGGGAUUGCCUCGUUCAGCCCUGGUUUUAAGCCCAAGUCCAUCCUCUGCUCCGACUCAGACGGCGAGGUGUUCCACCCCAGGACGUGCGGCGUCGACAGGACUCAGUACAGGGCCAUCCGCAUCUCUCCCCGGACCCACUUUCGCCCCAUAUCAGCAUCUGAGCUGUCCCCGGGAGGGGGGAGUGAGUCCGAGUCUGAGUCUGAGAAAGAGGAAGUGAGUAUCCCCAUCCCUCCUCAGGUGGACGCCUUCCAGGACCCACAGGCGGACCUCAAGCCUCUUGAAGAAGAUGCAGAGAAAGAAGGCCAUUACUACGGGAAGUCGGAGCUCGAGUCCGGAAAAUUCCUCCCCAGGCUAAAAAAGUCUGGGAUGGAGAAGAGUGCACAGACAUCCCUGGAUUCCCAGGAAGAGGCAGCCGGUGUCCUGCCAGCAGGAAAACCGAGUCCGUGUGUGGGGUGCAGCUCGAGCGAGACCCUGCAGAUAGGCUUAGGAAGCUCAGAAGCAAAUUGCAAAAUAAUGGCACAGUGCGAAGAAGAAAUUAGUCAUUUUUGCAGUUGUAAAGCAGGUUGUCAGUUUCCUGCUUGUGAAGAUAAUCGGGUGUCUUCAGGGGAGCUGGACGAGUUUCCUGUGUUGAACGCGGACGUGCAGGGAACGAGGAGACAUCAGGAGAAGCCGACCUGGUGGGGAAAAGCCCUGUUCUCUCCUCUCUUUCCUGCGUCCGAGUGUGAAGAGUGUUACACGAAUGCCAAGGGAGAGAACGGUCUAGAAGAAUACCCAGAUAUUAAAGACAUGCCCAGCGACGAGCACCUGCUGGACUUCAAUAGGGUGUCCUCAGUGUACGAAGCCAGGUGCACCGGGGAGAGGCUCUCGGGAGCACAGGCACACAGCUUCCGCAGAAAGGUGGGCUCCGGCACCAGCUCGGCCGCGGACGACACCGGCUCCCAGGACAGCGGCUCGGAGGGCGGGGGCGGAUGGGCGGGCCCCGGCGAAGAGGAGCUCUUUUCUCGAACUCAUCUCUGAACCUGCGAGUAGUGCACGUGGUGUUCUGAAAACCAUGCGUGAAGGGAAAUUACCUUUUGUGAGACCUGUUAUCUAGAGCAGCACUUAGGUUUCUUCUUGGAGUCACUGGUCCCCAUCAGUAAUUCUCUUUCUCUUCUUGCUUGUUUUAGAGUUGAGGACAGCUAUCCUGUUGAAGAUUUUUUUCAAGCUGUUAAUUCUUGGCUAUUUGAAGUAGACUAGACUGUGUUGUCCGCUCCGGAGUGGGUGUGCAUGUGCUUGUCUUAGGAGCAUCGCUGCUUUCCGCAUCUGCAGCUCUCUGCCUCUUAGCCCGCGGCGGCCGCGGCGGCCACUCCUGCUGUUCAAGACUCACUGUGCUGCGGAACACGCAGGCUCUGUUCUCGGGGCCGGGCCUCGGGGACUGUGGGGCUCGUCCACGGUCUCCGUCCAGCCAGCUCUCAUGUACAUUGGAUGCGGGAGCCACGGCGUAUGCUUUGGAGACUUACUGCUGCUGCGUUUUCUCUUGUAGGGUUUCCCCUAAAGUAUCGUGGAUGAUACGUGGCUUGUGACUUUCUCGCUCCCUGAAGAAGCCAAGGAUGGGCUGUGGGGCAGUGCGUGCAGCAGAGUGGAGAGGGGGCCGCUGCCCCAAAGCCCCCCUUGGGGGUGGUGAUUUGAGCAGUACAUGCUGAGGACCUUGAUUGCGAAUUAUUUUUUUCUUGUGACCCCCAGACUCGUGACUGGAAGUGUCUGACGCGCAGUGCUCACCACCCUCAGCCCUUCUGGCUGCUGCAGCCGCCGCGCUUGCGGCCCUGACAGUCUCUCUCGUGUCUCGUUUUGUGUUAGAGAGAGUGAGUGAGUUCUGCGUGUGGUGGGGGGCUGGGUGGGUGGCCCGUGACUGUGCGUGCGUGUGUGUGUGUGAGGCCAUGCAGACGGGCUUCCAGCUCCUGGGUGCGCUUCACGACACGGGGCAGCAGGGUGGAGCUGGGGUGUAUUUGCGAAACCUAGACAUUUUAGCUUGUUUUCCUGUUGUAACAACUCGUCUGAGACCCCCUGCUCUGUGAGGCCGACUGAGGGUGGCAGUGACGACAGGAAGUCAGUUUGGACCUGACAGCGUCACAUGGCCUCUGGUGGGCCGUGGGCGUGUGGCGCAGUCCGCCAGCUGGGAGCCGGCUGGCCCGAGAUGGACCAUCUGCUGCGAGCAUGGGACUUUGUUGCCCUUCCUUCACUGACGACACAGAAAAUGGCAACAGAGGCUAUGGCGUUGUGGGGUCCUGGGCAGGGCCCCUCCGCACGUGAGGGGCUGCUUCUAUGCAGCACAUCUUUCGACACUUUAAAGUGGGCUGUGUGUGUGUGUGUGUGUGUGUGCGCGCGUGCGCGCGUGCGUGCACGUGUGCGUGCAAGGUUUUGUGUUGCUGUUAUUUAUUUACAGAUUUCAGAUAAGUUCUAUGUAUUUUUCUUUCUUCUGGAGCUUCCUAAAAAUUGACUAGCAUCUGCACUGAAAUAUAAUUUAACAGCAAAGCAAAAAAGAAUCGGGAGUGUGAGUCCCCAAAGUCACUGCAGUGACUCUGUCCUGGAAACCAUUGCUUGUGUAGCAGAGACCAAAACUCAACGCAGACCGGCCUUCAGCACAGAGAGGCUCCGGGGCCGGGCAGCCUCCUCCCUGGGGGUGGGCUGUGGGGUCUGCACCUCCCACGAGAGCUGGGGGGGAUCUGCGACUCCCACGGGAGCUG